AUGCAAAUAGCUCUUAGAUAUCUUAUUUCACGGACAUUGGAGAACCUGACCUCCUCCAGCACCUCUAGCUUGGACUCCAUCUCCCCGAAUUCGGGCCGCCUGAUUUCGAGCACCGUCCUGGGGCUGUGCUGUACGCUGGGCCUCCCUGGUAACAUAGUUGUCCUGGUGGUCAUCCUGCGCCGCUCGUCCCGACGCCCCAACUUCACCCUGUGCCUCAUGCUGAACCUGGCUUCCUCCGACAUCCUGUGCCUGGCCACGGUGCCCGUGUGGAUCUAUACUCUCCUGCACGGCUGGACUCUGGGCCGUGCUGCAUGCAAGUUAGCCACGUUCCUGCUCUAUCUCAGCCUGUAUGCUAACGUGCUAACGGUCACUCUACUCGGUGUCCAGCGCUACCUCCAGGUGCUAUACCCGCAGAUGUGGAACAGGCUGGGACGCAAGGGGGAGGUGGUGCUGCUCCUGGCCCUGUGGGGGCUCGCCUGUGCUCUGACUGCUCCCGCCGUUGCCACUCGCGAUGUGCGCGAUGGCGAGCUCAAGUGUUGCCAGCGACACACGGGCUCUGAUGCUGAAAGAGUUGCUGUCCUCGUCUUGGAGACCCUUUCAUGGUUUGUGGUUCCGUUCUCUGUGCUGGUCACGUCCUACUGCUGCCUCCACCGGCGGGUGAACCAGACUGCGCUGUUCAGCAGUGCAAAGUUGACGCGGCUGGUUACCAGUGUGGUGGUCACCUUCUUCAUCGUCUGGAUCCCUGUGCACAUUGUCAAUGUGGUGGACAUCACCGGCAUUGUGCUGCAGACUUCCUGGCCAGAGGCCUUGGCAGCGCCGCUGAGCCACAGAAGCGCAGCAGCGCGUGUCGUCCGGAGCUUUACGUUUUUUAACAGCGGCCUGGACCCCUUCCUGUACGCCUUCGCCUCGCGGAGGAUCCGGGAACAGCCCACGUCGUCGUCGAGGGGCGACAGCGUGAUGCAGGCCACGAAGAUCUGAUGUCUGGAGCUGUGCUCUGCUGGUGCGACUAAAGGCAUGUGACUGGCAUGCAACUGUUACCCUUCCAAUGAGCUUAUCAUAUAAACUACAACGCGAAAAGUAUGGUUUACUUCACUUUUAAUCAUGUCAGCACAGGUAACAGCCGUUUACAGUCUUUAUGUUUUGCAUUCUUACUCUCCCCAAUUCACUUAAACUAUAUUUCUUUAUUUCCCAUGGGCUUCACCAGAGUACCCCCUAGUGGCUGGAAUACAACUGUAUUAAGCCCUUUACACAACCUCUAAAUCUAACCCUCAGCUUACACAUAGUCAAACCCCCAAACUGUAACAAAUUAGGCUACUCUCAAUAAGAAAUAACUUUUUUAUGUGUUUUUGACUUGGUUUUUAGAGCAGUGAAAUAGGAGUCCCAUCACCCCUGCUUUUUCUUCUCCUCAACAAACCCUAUGUUUUUGGUUGCUGACUCUGGGUCUCUAUAGUCUGUACUUCCUAGGUAUCCGUAGGGUAGCCUAGAUUUGUUAUUUUGGUGAUCUAUAUCCUUUCAAGCUUGACCUCUAUUGGUCAAAACUUAAAUUGUAUUGCUUCUGUCAGCUUUC
Molecule: messenger RNA, 1567 nt
Organism: Salvelinus fontinalis (brook trout)
Lineage: Eukaryota; Metazoa; Chordata; Actinopteri; Salmoniformes; Salmonidae
Product: leukotriene B4 receptor 1-like
Exons: 3
Coding region: 1-978 (325 amino acids)
Biological process (GO): immune response; G protein-coupled receptor signaling pathway
Cellular component (GO): membrane
Molecular function (GO): G protein-coupled receptor activity
Source: RefSeq, a predicted model, not a curated record